Diachasmimorpha longicaudata is the source of this 3949-nucleotide messenger RNA. Its product is annotated as dual specificity mitogen-activated protein kinase kinase 7-like. Gene Ontology annotation, molecular function: protein kinase activity; ATP binding. The record is from RefSeq and is a predicted model, not a curated record. The coding region runs from base 283 to 2514 and encodes 743 amino acids. NCBI's taxonomy places the organism in Eukaryota, Metazoa, Arthropoda, Insecta, Hymenoptera, Braconidae. The transcript has 7 exons. Gene Ontology annotation, biological process: protein phosphorylation.
GUGUGUGUGACAUGCAUACGUGUAUGUGUGGACUAUACUGCUGCCAAAAAGGGCACAGACUGGGGAACACCAGAGACAACAGGAGUGAUGUGAAAAUAUAUUUCAAAAAUAAUUUAUUACCCUGUAAAAAACGAUAAAUAUAAUUACGAUCAAUUGGUGAUUUCUCGUAGAAUCGUUCUGUUUCGAUUUAUCAUUUAUUUAUUAUUUCACUCGUUGAAUUGUGUAUCAAUGAUACACUAGUGGAUUAAAUAGUAGGGAAACGUGAGAUUGUGAAAAACAACAAUGUCGAGUGCACUGGAGAACAAGAUACUGAAUUUGCAGGAACGUCUGAGGGCGGAAAAGGAAUCGAUGGAAAGGGACAGACAGAUUAAUGAUGUUUCUUCAGGUAAUAUCAACCAAGUGCAAUCGUCAACAAGUACGAUGUCGAGUCCUAUUGUGCGGAGGCCACAAAGACUCGGUGACAUGGGUACGCCAACAAGACCCAGGAGGCAGUUGGAUCUGCCGGUAUCACAGAUGUUGCCCCCAAAGCCACAUGACAGUGAAGUAGAAUCCAAACUGCAGGAGAUCAUGAAGAUGAAUGGUAUUCUGAAUAUAAAUGGAACGAAGUAUCAGACAGAAAUGGAGGACCUGGAGCAUCUGGGUGAACUUGGCAAUGGUACAUGUGGUCAUGUUGUCAAGAUGAGACAUAAACCCAGUGGCGUUGUCAUUGCUGUCAAACAGAUGAGACGCUCUGGCAAUGCCGAGGAGAACAAAAGAAUAAUCAUGGAUCUCGAUGUUGUACUCAAGUCACACGAUUGUCCUUACAUUGUACAGUGCCUAGGCUGUUUUAUUACUGAGUCUGAUGUUUGGAUAUGCAUGGAGCUCAUGGCAACGUGCUUGGAUAAGCUGUUGAAGAGGCUGAGGCAAGCUAUACCUGAGGAUUUUUUAGGAAAAGUUACUGUAGCUACAGUGAAGGCACUUUCGUACCUGAAGGAGAAACAUGGAGUUAUUCAUAGGGAUGUUAAGCCUAGUAAUAUUCUUCUUGAUGAAAUGGGGGGAGUUAAAUUGUGUGAUUUUGGAAUUUCGGGGCGACUUGUCGACAGCAAGGCGAAGACCAGGAGUGCCGGAUGUGCAGCAUAUAUGGCGCCCGAAAGGAUAGACCCACCAGACCCAACGAAACCAGAUUAUGAUAUACGAGCAGACGUGUGGAGCUUGGGUAUAACUCUGGUGGAAUUGGCCACUGGAGUUUUUCCCUAUCGAGACUGCAAGACUGAUUUUGAGGUUUUAAGCAGGGUAGUACAAGAUGAUCCCCCUGUUCUACCUCCAGAUGCUCAUUUUUCAAAGGAAUUUCGAGCGUUUGUUAACUCGUGUCUGACGAAAAAUUACAAACAUCGGCCUAAGUAUCCCAAACUCAUUGAGCACCCGUUUAUCAAGAAAUACGAUACUCAUCAAGGGGAGAGUGCCAAUGGCUCCUUAUCAAUGUCUGGUUGCCAGUGGUUCGACCGAGUGAUGCGACAGCUCGAGCCAAGUUUCAGAUCUAUUGGAAAUGAGACCCACCGUACGGGUCAUGUAUCAUUAAAGACAACUGCCCACAUGAGGAAUCAAUCAGAGACAGCAGGAUUAUCAAAAGCCAGGAUAACCAAAGAGCCAGCUAUUACAGCAACAACGUACAAUCAACGAGCCACCGACAAUGGCACUUAUGUACCAUACAGUCCUUAUGCACUUAGACGUAGGGAAAUGAUAACGAGGCCUUUUUCACCGCCAAUAAGCAGUGAACAGGACAGAUCUUUGUCACCUUAUCGACAUAUUGAGCAGAACCGUUGCUCAAAUGGACAGAGUUUGUCGGAGUCGAGACCUUAUUCGCCUUAUUUUGGACGCUAUGAGGAGGGAAAUGAUCGGUGGGGAAGUGCCCCUAGAUCGUUGAGUCCAUUCAGGAGGGAUUAUUCACCAUGGAGACGGGAAAAUGUCGAUCCACCAGGCGUUGUACAACCUUUGGAGACCGGGAGGUAUUCACCAUUUGUACAGUCGAGACAAUAUCAUCCACCACCUCCGACACAUCCACUUGCACAUGAAAUUUAUGCUAGUCCUAUGAUUAGUCGGAAAAGGUUUCCUUCAGAGCCUCCACCGCCUGGCUCCCACGGGAGCACAAGUCCCCAACUAUUUAUUUCUCGUUUCACAAAUCAGUCGAAACAAGAAAAUAACACAACAGUUGCCUCGCAAACAACACCACCACCCUCCAAGGAAUCAGCGAAAAAGAGAUUUGCAUCGUAUGUCAGGUUGAGAUUGGGGGGAGAUCGUUCAGCAUCACCAGAGCCACCACCCAGACUUAGUCGGGGGGAAUCACCUCUUGCUGCACGAAGAAAUAUGCCUGAGCAGGCUUCACCUUCAUUUUCAAGAAGAUACAUUUCUCCCUCACCCCCGCAGCCCCCACCCCGGCGUCUCUCAGAGAGUAUCUCAGUGCCAGGGAGUCCCCAGUACCUUCGUACUCGACUUCUCUACACCCCAGAGCCCCAACGAAAGCAACCGCCUCCAUAACCCACCGUUAUCAUCACCAAUCAGCAAUCAAUCUUGGUGCCAUGCGUUAACAACGCUCCUGAGACUCUAGAUAAUUACACGGAUUACGAUAAUGAAGAUCCAAAGAUGAGCUUCACAUGUGGUGCACUACUCUGCAGUGCAAAACCAAAAAAACGUAGCACAAAAAACGAUCAGUGGUUCACAUGGAGGACCCUACGUGAUAGUAGAAAUUUUUUGCACGCGUAGGUUAAAAGAAUUGCGAGAGCGAAUGGGGAGAUGGAUGAGGUGAAAGUUCAGAGGUGAAAUGGAAAAAUGAGAAAUUCUACAAGACCAUGUCGUUGUGUAGAUUUCCAGAAUUAAUUAAAUAAUUACUGACCAUUAAUGGUUCUGGUAAUUCAUUAAAAGGAUACGUGGAUGUAUAACAAUUUUUUAAAAUCAACUUUCCUCAACCCCAACUCAUCGAAACUUUUUUGGUAUCAUGUUUGUUAAUCAAAAUUUUAUAUUGAAAAAAUCAGGGGGGAAUAAUUUAGCAUACUGGCACUCUCAUUCCUAAAAAAUAUAAGUAAUUAAUGAAAUUCUUUGCAUAAUUGUUAAUAACGAUUCUCUUAAAAAUAAUUCUCAUUUUUCCAAUUCACAAAUCAACGAAAAGAAAACCUCACAGGCCUUUUUGCGAACCUUAAAUCUGAUGAAGAAAAUUUUAUCGUUAUGUAAGCCUCUUGUAUUAAUGUGUAUUUGUAUAAAAUGCAAUACCAUGCUCAACUUUUUAUAUCGCUUGUGAAGAGAGAAAAGUACUCAACGCAAAGGGAGGGAAAAAAGAUUUAUUGUCAAGUUUGAGAGGAGUUUGUGUGGCAUUUUUUGUAACAAGCUGAACGGUCAAGUCAGGAUGUACUCCUACGAUUGUUCAAUCAGGUUUAUCGUCUAGAAUGAAUAUUGCCCAUUCUAUUGCUACUUUUCUACCCGAGAAAUUCGAGUAUCUGCUAUUCAAUUCUUCUCUCACAAUCAGAAUGGAAAAUGAAGUGUCUAAAAAAUCUCUGGAUAAUCUGUAUUCACGUGAAAAAUCGUGAGAGGAUUUUUCAGCAAUUUACACUAGACGUAUUUAGACGUAAAUUUUUUGUACGCCGAGCGAUAUUGGUUCACCAUGAAUUCACCGAAAUCCACAGUCACUGAGGCCGUUGGAAGCAACCAUUGGAAAUGAAUGCACAAGCCAGUGACGGCGGAAUCAAACAAACUGAAUAUUUUAAUCCUGAUGAUGUAAAUUAUUUGAUUGAGUGGGAGAGAUCGUUGUAAUUAUUAAUUCAAAUUACUUCAUUUUGAGACACGUUAAAAAAACAGACACGCGCAUGAUCUAUGUAAGAAAUAGCAUCGAGAGUAAAAUGAAAAGAAUACGAGCAAUAACUUUCGUCGCUUAUUUACAGAAAGAUCUGUUGUAUUGUAAAUAAACUUAUAUUUAUACGGA